Gavia stellata (red-throated loon) is the source of this 1257-nucleotide messenger RNA. It is a transcript of the gene MKRN2, whose product is annotated as makorin ring finger protein 2. Gene Ontology annotation, biological process: protein polyubiquitination. NCBI's taxonomy places the organism in Eukaryota, Metazoa, Chordata, Aves, Gaviiformes, Gaviidae. Gene Ontology annotation, molecular function: metal ion binding; ubiquitin protein ligase activity. The coding region runs from base 1 to 1254 and encodes 417 amino acids. The record is from RefSeq and is a predicted model, not a curated record. The transcript is spliced from 8 exons.
AUGAGCACGAAGCAGGUGACCUGCAGGUACUACGUGCAAGGAGUGUGUCGGGAGGGAAGCAAGUGUCUGUUCUCCCAUGAUUUAUCUACAAGCAAAUCAUCCACCAUCUGCAAGUACUACCAGCGGGGCCAGUGUGCCUACGGAGCUCGGUGCAGGUAUGAUCACACCAGACUUCCUGCGUCGGGGGGUGCAGCGGCCCCCGCGCCACCUCCCCUCUCAUCGGCCGCGCUGCACAGCCCUCGCCACCCUCCCGAGCACGGCGCGCCGAUAAUCAGGAGCAAACUGCACGAGACUGGCAAACGGGAGAAGAAAACGCUGGUGCUCAGGGACAGAAAUCUGUGUGGCUUGAAUGAAGAAAAGCAGAAACCCAGUGCCACAAGCGAUGUGGUGUGUUGCAGUGACCAAAACGAUAAUCUGGAAAUGAAGCCCCAUUCGUAUUUAGAAGCUAUUUGCAGCGGACUGGAAGAUCCGGUAGCUGGAAGCUCCUGUGCUGAUGGAGAGCAGCUGUGUCCUUAUGCUGCGGCGGGAGCGUGCCACUUCGGCGAUCGCUGCCUUUACCUCCAUGGAGACGUGUGUGAGAUAUGUGGGUUGCAAGUGCUUCACCCUUUCGACCAAGAACAGAGGAAGGCUCACGAGAUGAUGUGCAUGGCGACAUUUGAGCACGACAUGGAGAAGGCCUUUGCCUUUCAGGCAAGCCAGGACAAAGUGUGCAGUAUCUGCAUGGAAGUGGUGUACGAGAAACCAUCGGCUUCUGAGAGGAGGUUUGGGAUCCUUUCCAACUGCAAUCACACGUACUGCUUGUCUUGCAUCCGGCAGUGGAGAUGUGCCAAGCAGUUCGAGAAUCCAAUCAUAAAGUCUUGCCCGGAGUGCCGCGUGAUAUCCGAGUUUGUCAUUCCCAGUGCGUAUUGGGUAGAAGACCAGGAGAAGAAAAACGAGCUGAUUGAAGCGUUUAAGCAGGGAGUGGGGAAGAAGCCCUGCAAGUACUUUGAACAAGGGAAAGGAACUUGCCCGUUUGGAGGGAAGUGUCUUUACCUUCACGCUUAUCCAGAUGGGACGCGAGCUGAACCUGAAAAACCACGGAAACAGCUCAGCUCUGAGGGGACGGUGCGGUUCUUCAAUUCCGUUCGUCUGUGGGACUUUAUUGAAGACAGAGAAAGCAGGACUGUGACCAGCGCAGACGACGAAGUGACGGAACUUGGAGAACUUUUCAUGCACCUUUCUGGGGCUGACGAGGAGCCUGCCACUUCUCAAUAAAGA